This is a messenger RNA of Cavenderia fasciculata, 2802 nucleotides long. RefSeq names its product SMAD/FHA domain-containing protein. Gene Ontology annotation, molecular function: guanyl-nucleotide exchange factor activity; protein kinase activity; ATP binding. Bases 1 to 2802 code for a protein of 933 amino acids. The transcript has 3 exons. The record is from RefSeq and is a predicted model, not a curated record. Gene Ontology annotation, biological process: small GTPase-mediated signal transduction; protein phosphorylation. Lineage: Eukaryota; Evosea; Eumycetozoa; Acytosteliales; Cavenderiaceae.
AUGAUAAAGGUUAAAUUAAAAGAUAGUGUACUUGGAACCGGAAACUAUGGAACCAUUAGAAAAGCAAGAUAUGAAGGAAAGACUGUAGCUGUAAAGAUCCCUUUUGAAUCUAGUAGUACUAGUACUAGUUCAACGACAACAACUACAACCACAACAACAACUACAACUACAACAAAAUCACCAUCUAAAUCAAAAAGAAGGUCAAGAGGUGGAUCUGUAGAUCAUAUAGUAAACAACUUUGAGUUGAUGAAUAGUGGAGAUUUGCUUGGAUUCGAUCACAAGAAUGUUGUCAAGUAUUAUGGAUGUACUAUGGUCAAUGAAAAGAAAGCAUUGGUGAUGGAGUAUGCACAAAAGGGAUCGCUUUGGAUACUAAUGCAAAAGGAGCGAUUAAAUAUCCAAACUAUCAACCAUCUGCUCAUUGGUGUUGCACAAGGCAUGAGAUAUUUACAUGCCAAAGGUAUCAUGCAUCGUGACUUGAAACCUGGUAACAUCCUCGUCGAUUCAGACUACAAUGCAAAGAUUACUGAUUUUGGUACUGCUAGAUUCUCAACUGCCUACGAUGCUUCAACCAUUGUCGGUACUGUAAAUUAUAUGGCUCCUGAAAUAAGAGAUUACAUUAGUGAAGGUAAAGCACAAAAGUAUUCAAAAGCAGCUGAUAUUUAUAGUUUCGGUGCUGUUGUAUUGGUCAUGGUAACAUGUGAGUUUGCAAAGGAACCUUCUACCUAUGACUCUAUAGAGUCACAAAUACCAUCCUAUUGUUUUCCUCAAUACAAAGAGUUGAUUAUUAGUUGUUGUAAAAGAGAUAGCAAGUUAAGACCUACAUUUAACCAGAUUAUCAAUACAUUGAAAUCAUUUCAUGAAAAGGUGUUGAGUUUAUUACCAAACUAUCCGACAAAUAAGGAUAUUGUAGUGUAUCAUACCAACCAAAUCAAUCAAAUGAUAGUUCAUUCAAAGCUGGGUAAUAAUAUGUCUUCUACAUCAUCGACAUCAUCACCGUCGUCUACAACCAUACCAUUAUCAUCUAUUAAUAUAUGGGAUGAAUAUGGAAUGGACCAAAAUAUAAAAUAUACAGAGAGUGGACAGGCAGGACUGAUCAAGUACAUAACACUCAACAAAUUGGUAGAGAUUAUGACUACACCCCAACACAAUGAUCUAAUCGAUCAGGUGUUAUGUGUAUACCAAUCGUUUUGUGGCUCGUCUGACUUGUUCAACAAACUAAGACAACGUUUCAAAGUACCACUCCAACACUCUCACAUUGAAAGGUCUGUUCAGACAUGUGUACUCAAUGUAUUGAAUACUUGGAUUGAUGGAAGUUACUGUGAAUUUUCAAAUGAUCUCAUCACAGUCAUCAAACAAUUCAUUCAAGACAAUAGACAGAUAAUUGAUGAAUUAUCAUUUAUUAAAAGUUCAACUAUUACAACAAAUUUAGAAUCAAAAUUAAAACAACAAGAUAGUAAUCAAAAUAAUAAUAAUAAUAUAAAUAAUAAUAAUAAUAUUCAUCAUUUAUUAAAUGUAUCGAUAGAGAUUGAAUCUUUACUAUUUGAUAAAAUAUAUGAAAAUGUGGAUUGCGAUGCAAUAGCUAGUCAUAUGAUGCUACUGGAUUUAGAGUUAUUAAAGUGUAUACCAAAUACAGAGUUGAUUGCAUUAUCAACAUUUCCGUCGUUGUCCUCGAUUACCACUGUUGGUAAUCAAUUACCAAACAUUUAUCGAAUGAUUAAUAGAUACCAGAAACUAUCAGAAUUGGUGACACAAAGUCGUCUUUCAGGAUUCAUUAAAUUGGCCAAACAAUGUAAAUCCAUCUCCAACUAUCAUGCAUUUAUGGCUAUAUUCUCUGGUUUGGAGAAAUUUGAAUCUGCAUCCUCGUCCUCUUCCUCUUCAUCCUCUUCUUUUUUAUCAUCACCAUCUUCAAUUUCAUCUGUUUCAUCUUCCUCCUCGACAUCAUCUUUAUCUACUUCAUCAUCGUCAUCAUCACCAUUUACCAAUACUCUAUCUCUAUCAUCUAUUGCUCCAGAUGGAGCAACAACAGAGAAAUCAGUAUUACAAACUAUCGAUCAAUUAUCAUGGGUGAUUGAACAAUACAAGAGUUUUAUGUUAAAAUCCAAUGGAGUAUUCAUUCCAUGGCUAUCAAACCAUUUGUCAGAGUUGAUAGCGUUGAGAGAACAAAAGGAUGUGGUGGCCAUGUCCAACCAAGUGUCAAUGAUCAACUUUGCCAAGCAGACAUCAGUGUACCACGAGAUAUCGUAUCUCAGACAAUGCCAGAAACAAAUGAUCAAAGAUGUACUCAGCCAGGAAGAAGACAACGAGCCAUCCCCACUAUCACUGUCAUUAACGACGACACCAUUCCACGGACGAACCAAAAGUUUAGGUAUCCCCAACAUCAUCAAUAACAUUGCCAGCAAUAUAACUAGUAUCAUCAACAGCAACCAAAUGUUAAAGGGGUUCUUCUCUGUAGAGAACUGUACCACCAACCACGACCUCUACAUAGUAUCAGCAUCGAUUAAAUUAAUUCUUGUACAUGAUCUCUUCGUACCGUACACUCAUCCAUUUAUACUACCUCGAAAUACCUCUCUCGUAGGUUACAUUGAUCAUUCACGUCAAAGUUGUCCAAUUGCCAUAGUUCAAAUGAAACCACCAUCUAACAAUAACAAUAACAAACCUUCAUCACCAUUAGAUAGUAGUAGUAGUAGUAGUAGUAGUAAUAGUAGUUAUAAAUAUCAAAUAUAUGAUUUAUCUAAAACAAAGAAAUUAAGAAUAAUAGAUACUACUGAUUUUCAAGCAACAAUAAUAAACACGCGAUCUUGA